CAGAGAGAAAGAAGAAGAAGAAGAACGAGAGAUGGCUGCAUACAUUGACAUGUCGAGGAUUCCUUACAUCCCUGGGAGGUUGCACGCGACCAACAACCCGUACCAGAGAUACGGUCCGAAGGGUUUCAUGGAAAUCAAGGUCCUUAACAACGACAACCUCUACGUCCGCGUCGACUUGCCCGGUGUUCCAGACGACGCUAUCCGCUACAGAGUCGACGCCGUGAGACAAAAGGUUGUCUUUUUCUCCGGCGAAGAAACCCACCGCGACGGCUACAAGGCUGAAGAAGUGCGCGAGUACUCCGGGACAGCUGGUCUGGGCUGCGACUGCUGCGAGAUCACCGGCGUGGAUGCCAAGAUGAAAGACGGAGUCUUGAGGAUGAUUCUCGCAAGGGUCAAAGUGAAGGACCACGACAAGAAAUGUACUCACUUUCUGCCUCUUAACACAGGCAAAUCUGGGAGAUACGAUGUGAAUUCAUUUAACUGGGUUGAAGUGGAGAGUCAUCCGUUUGUGGUGAAAGGUCGCAAGGACACGUUGGCUUCCCAACGAACAUCUGAUGGAUGUUUUCACUUCUCGGUGGAUAUGCCUGGUGUUUGCGGUGAUGACAUGUUCGUGCUUCCCAACGAGAACGAGAUCAAGUUCUAUGGUGAGAACAAGGAGGUGCAUGAGCACGAUGAGAGUUGCCGUAUUUUCCUUGGAGCAGUCAGCAAUCGUCAAUGCUGUUCCUAUGGGAUUCCGCUUUUGAACCACAACAUCUCUUGGGAUGCAGAGUUUGGUGUUCUCAAAGUGCGUGUUUCACCACCUCCUCGCAACAACAAUGAGUAAUCAAUCAUCACUCUUUAAGAUAUCUACUACGUACGUUUCGUUUUUCAUAUAUGUCAUGUCUGUUUUUAUAUUUUGGAGACCUUAUGAUU
Molecule: messenger RNA, 912 nt
Organism: Brassica oleracea var. oleracea
Lineage: Eukaryota; Viridiplantae; Streptophyta; Magnoliopsida; Brassicales; Brassicaceae
Exons: 3
Coding region: 32-823 (263 amino acids)
Source: RefSeq, a predicted model, not a curated record